AUGGCUCUGUAUGAGGCUCUUUAUGGGAGAAAAUGCCAAUCUCCACUAUGCUGGUAUGAAGCUGGGGAGAAAAGUUUGUUGGGGCUCAAAAUGAUUGCUGAAACUACUGAACAAGUCAAGAAAAUCCGAGAUAGGAUGCUCACUGCUCAGAGCCAGUUCUACAAGAAAUUUUUUCCCAUUUCAGUCAGAAAUGCUAAGAAACUUGAACUGCUUCAGCUAAAACAAGGCCAGAUGACUGUUACUGAGUACACUAGCAGGGUGUUCUCUGAACUCAUGAACAAGAGUAGGGUGGCUGAGGAGUGUGUGAGAAAGUCUACAGCAGAGAAAGGAAGUCUGAGAGCGCCUUUCCAAAGGACUCCAAGGAGGAAUUUUGCACCAAGGGGCAGAAACUUCAAGCGUGGUGGCUUUGCCCCUCAACACAAUCAAGGACAGGGCAACUUCAUAAGGCCAAAUGCUAAUGCUAAUCAAGGAAGAAGGCACUUGGCCAAUAACUGCCUAAAGAAGAAGAAGUACAAGACUGAUAGGGUACAACAGCCUGGGAGAGUUUACACCACUUCUGUAGUAGGUGAUGAGGGAUCAGAGACACUGAUUAGAGGUAACUGUGAAAUAGCCGGUAAAGUUUUGAGUGCAUUGUUUGAUUCUGAAGCAACACAUUCAUUCAUUGCAUUUAAAAAGGCUGAUGUGUUAGGAUUGAAAAUAAUGGUCUUGGGUUAUGAUUUAAAGGUGUAUAAUGCUACCCAUGAGGCUCUGGUGACUAGGUUAGAAUGUCCACAAGUUCCAUUUCGAUACAACAACUGUCAGGAUAUUAUGUUGCUAACUGCAGGGGUUUCGGGUGAUGAUCAAAGCUUGGAGCAGAUUUCAGUUGUUUGUGAGUUCCCUGAGGUUGAGUUUGCUAUUGAGUUGGUGCCUGGAGCUGGUUCGAUCUCAAGUGCUCCUUAUAGGAUGUCACCGCUAGAAAUGGCUGAGCUUAAGGCUCAGCUAGAAGAUUUGUUGGGAAAACAUUUUAUUCAACCGAGUAUUUCUCCGUGGGGAGCGCCAGUGUUACUGGUGAAGAAGAAAGACGGGAGUAUGCGCCUGUGUGUUGAUAAUCGGCAGUUGAAUAAGGAUACUGUGAAGAAUAAAUAUCCAUUGCCAAGAAUUGACGACCUAAUGGACCAGUUACAAGGAGUCGGUGUGUUUUCUAAGAUUGAUUUGCGAUCCGGAUACCACCAGAUAAGGGUUAGAGAUGAGGAUAUUCCCAAAACUGCUUUCAGGAUGCGUUAG
Messenger RNA from Arachis ipaensis, 1263 nucleotides. Lineage: Eukaryota; Viridiplantae; Streptophyta; Magnoliopsida; Fabales; Fabaceae. The record is from RefSeq and is a predicted model, not a curated record.